Molecule: messenger RNA, 10800 nt
Organism: Phyllopteryx taeniolatus (common seadragon)
Lineage: Eukaryota; Metazoa; Chordata; Actinopteri; Syngnathiformes; Syngnathidae
Gene: col7a1
Product: collagen, type VII, alpha 1
Exons: 119
Coding region: 306-9746 (3146 amino acids)
Molecular function (GO): serine-type endopeptidase inhibitor activity; protein binding
Source: RefSeq, a predicted model, not a curated record
GGGACAAGAGGCAAAGAGAAGGAGGAUGACUUGAGAUAGGAGAAAAAUCAGUAGUCCCCUUUAGGCAUCCGAACAAGUCUGAACUGUUCUCCUGCUGCCCCUGAUGUUGCUGCUUGUGUUGAGACCACACCAGGCAAGGCUGUCCCAGUAACCAGGGAAAAAAGAUUUUGCAGUCUUGAUGCUCUUCUGCAGGGAUGCAGGCUAGCAGCUGUUGAGCUCCACAAGUGUUGCAUGAUACUUUGUGACACACGGGAGCCCAGAGCCGUGGAGCACUGCAGACACUGAUCUGGGAGCGUAGGCUGGAUAUGCUACAGGUGGAGAGGCGAGGAGCAGCAGGUUGUAGCGCAAUAUACGGAGCAGAGGACCACAGGUGGGCUCAUGUGGGUUUGGUCAUCCUUUGGAGAGAAAAAAAAAAGAAAAUUCAGGUUGUAAAGAUGAGGCGCUGGAUUUUCACUGUGUCGCUGCUGCUGUCACUCUUGACACACACUGAAGCUCAGGGCCGGUGUAAUAAUGUGCAAGUAGCAGACAUUGUUUUUCUGGUGGAUGGAUCUUCCAGUAUUGGGAAAGCUAACUUCCUGCAGGUGAAGGGCUUUGUAGCCGGAAUCAUCAAACCCUUUGCAAGCUCUGUCAGUGAGAGAGGAAUUCGCUUUGGGGCGAUACAGUACAGUGACACCUCCAGGGUAGAGUUCACCUUGACAACUUACCUAAAUGGCACAGAGCUAGUCAAGGCUGUGCAGAAUCUCAACUACAAGGGUGGAAAUACACGCACCGGCGCUGGUCUCAAGUUUGUCGCUGAUAAUUUCUUCAACCCCACAUACAGCCGGGAUGUCCCAAAGAUCACUAUCUUGAUCACGGACGGGAAGUCUCAGGACAGCGUGCAGGAACCAGCGCAGAAGCUGCGCAGUCUUGGGGUGCACAUCUUUGCAGUUGGUAUCAAGAGCGCAGACAGCGAGGAACUGUCAGAGAUUUCCUCCAAGCCUAGCAGCGAUUUCACCUCCUUUGUCGGUGACUUCAAACUGCUCAACACUCUUCUUCCACUUGUGAACCCCCGGGUGUGCUCCAAAGCAGGCGGAGUCUAUGCAAGUGAGGAGGCGUAUUCCAGUCCAGCCAACAUUCAGUUCACAGGCGUGACGUCUGAUUCACUAAGGUUCCGCUGGAAUUCUGCAGGCGGGCCCUUGAGGGGCUAUGUCGUCCAGUAUGUGCCCCUCUCUGGCCAGGGUCAACCUAUCACAACAGAACUGCGGCAGGAGACACUGUCUGCCAGUCAGAGAAGCUUCACUGCACGAGCUCUCAGGUCGGGAACAGACUACCUAGUGACUGUCAUUGCUCAAUACCCCAACAGUGUCGGAGAAUCAGUUUCCGCUAAUCAACAAACCAAGUCCUUGCCUGGGAUCUCAGGUCUUCAUUUGAUCCAAGCAGGCUUCUUCACUCUCUUUCUGGGCUGGGAUCAGCCUUCAUCUCCUGUCCAGGGAUACCAACUGACCUAUGGACGAAGAGGUCAGCCAUCUGGCCAGGUAUUGGUGGAGUCGCUAUCUGCAGACUCCACAUCUGUCAACCUGGAGUCACUUCAACCUGACACGGAAUACGUCAUUAGUCUCUACCCUCUAUUCCCCCGAAACUCUGCGUCUCCAGCCACUCUCAAUGCCCGCACACUGCGCCUCGAGGCAGUGCAGCAGUUAUCAGUGGAGACUGAGUCAGAGAGCAGCGUUCAUGUGCUGUGGAGAGGCGCCAGCGGUGCGCUGGCCUACCGUCUGGCAUGGGGAUCAGUCACAGGUCAAGAUGUUGAAACUGUAGAGCUCGCAGGAGACAGCGAGACAUACACGUUAUCUCAACUUCAGCCAGACACCGAGUACAUCCUCACUGUGAUUCCACUCUAUCAGGGCAAUGUUGAGGGACCCAGGGAAACAGCCAGAUUCAAGAUAGAGCGCCAGCUGCAACAAGUCCUCAAUGCAGCCAUCACCAGCCCCUCCUCCAUCCGCCUCACCUGGAGAAUCAUUCCCUCGUCUCAGGGGUACCGCCUGGAGUGGCGGGCGGGUGAAGGUGGCCGUCCACAGACCUUGUCUUUACCCAGGAGCACCAGCAAAUACGAGCUUACUGGGCUUCAACCCAACACAGAAUACCUUAUCACCCUGUACACGCUGUUUGAGGGUCGUGAGGAGGCCACUCUGAUCUCCACCACAUCCCGAGAAGUGCAGCCAGUGGGGAGGGUGUCCAACCUGAGAGUCUUGGAGUAUUUAGGCAGUACGGUCAGACUUGGCUGGACUGGUGUAUCUGGGGCCACACAGUACCGCAUCAUUAUCCAAAGCCCUGAGGUGGGAUUACAAAAUGUUCAGAUUCUCCCCGGUAAUCAGACGACUCUUGACCUCCGAGACCUGAUCGGGGGAGUUUCCUACGAUGUGAGUGUCACACCACUGGCGGGAGACAAUGAAGGCGAGCCAGUCAGCGUCUUUGUCAGACCAGAGCAAGGCAUUAGCAGAGUGUCAAACCUCAGAGUGGCACAGGCAAACAGCCGGAGAAUUCGAAUAGCCUGGACAGGUGUCAAUGGAGCGACAGGUUACAGGAUUACAUGGAGACAAGGCAAUAGUGGAGAGCUGUCUCGUGAUGUGGGGCCAGAAGCCUCUGUCUUUACGAUAGACGGCCUGCAGCCCGAUGAGGCACUGGUGUUCGGUGUGGCGGCCAUAGUAAACGGCCGUGUCGGGGAGGCCUUGACGCUGUCCUCUCGGACUAACCCACAUAGUGGGACGGUUUAUGGCCUUCGCGUAGUCGACGUCUCACCUCAUAGGCUACGCCUAGAAUGGUCACCCUCCUUAAGGGCAACUGGCUAUAAGAUCAGAUGGCGCAGUGAUGAUGGAGUGGAAACAACUCGGAAUGUCGCAGCUGAUGUCUCUUCCUUCACCAUCGACAGCCUCCAGUCAGACACUAUUUACAGCGUGUUUGUGUCUGCUCUGAGUGGCUCUCGAGAGGGAAGUCCCGGGUCCCUUAGUGUCAGAACAGAACCCGAUCAGUCGUCUGUCGGCACGGUGACGUCGCUCCAAGUCCAGGAGAACCCAGGGGAGGUUGUCAGAGUGUCUUGGGUUGGCGUACAAGGAGCAACGGCCUAUCGGGUGUCAUGGAAAAGAGCAGAUGGUGGCGAGGAGACAAGUCAGUUGGUGGGUGGGGACGUGACCGUCGUAGAUUUGGAUCGACUGGAUCCCGGAGCCCAGUAUGUGGUGAAGGUCAUGGCUUUAAUUCAGAGCCGUGAAGGAACGCCAGUGUCUGUCCGAGUCACCACGCCUGUUGCAACUUCCCUCCCAACCACACAAUUAAGAGUAGCAGAGGUUACUCAGAAUUCUGUGCGGCUGAGCUGGCAGCCCUUACCAGGGGUCCGAGGGUAUUUUCUGCGCUGGAGAAAGGAAACGGACCGGGGUCCAGGCUUAUCCGUCACACUGCCUGAUUCUUCCAGUUCAUACCAGGUGACUGGGCUUCGUCUGGGCCAUCAGUACCGCUUUAGCAUACAGCCCACUUUUGAAAGUGGACUGGGAAGAGAGAGCUUUGCCACUGAACGCACUGUGUGUCUCGGUGGACGUCUGGAUGUGGUCUUUCUCGUGCCCGCAUCUACUGAUCGGACUAACCUUGCCGGACCUCUGCGCGCUCUUCUCACAAGUGCAGUUGGUUCAUUCAACACUAUUGGAGUGCGCGACUCACAGGUGGGGGUUAUUGUGUAUGGUUAUAGACCCAAAAUCUGGUUCCAACUCAAUCGUCACAGCAGAUUAGACACCCUGCUCCAAGAAAUCCAGUCAACACCCUUCGGUGAAAGUCCUGGAAACAACAUUGGCCAGGCAGUGAAUUUCGCCACACAGUAUCUUCUGACCACCACCGCUGGAAGGAGGCCAAGGGUACCCGGGGUUGUUGUCAUCAUUGCUGACAAAAAAUCUGUGGACAACCUCACACUUGCAGCUUCAAACCUCCGAGCAACAGGCGUGACCGUGUUGGCAGUCGGCGUAGGUCAGGCAAAUACCGAGGAACUGCGGCAAGCAGUGACAGACGGCAGCACACAGAACAUUCUUUAUGUGCGCGAUGCCUCCCAGUUGGACGCGCUACAUACUGAUCUGGCAGACUUGCUUUGCGGUAUUGCCAUAAUACCAGGGGGAAUCCCAGGUCCAGAACCGUGUAGUGUUCAGUGUCCACAGGGAGAGAAAGGAGAUCGUGGAGAGAAGGGUGAGAGAGGCAGAGACGGUGUCGAUGGGCGGCAAGGAGACCCUGGUCGGGAUGGUUUUCCCGGAAGAGAAGGUCCGAGGGGUCCUGAAGGGCGUCCAGGUCUACCAGGGCCUGCCGUCCCUAUUGAACCCUCAUUGGGGGCAAAAGGCGAUAAGGGGGAGAGAGGUUUUCCCGGUAUUGAUGGAAAUCCAGGUCUACCAGGGAGACCAGGUCCCCCGGGAAAUACAGGACUUCCUGGUUCACAGGGUCUACUUGGUGUCACAGGAAGCCAAGGUGAACCCGGUGUGACAGGGUCACAAGGACCAAAGGGAGAUAGAGGAGAAAGGGGAGAGCCAGGAUCUACAUCGGGAGGAGGUUUUCCAGGGAGGAAGGGAGAACCAGGCAUCCUAGGAAUACCUGGGACCCCCGGUCGGCCAGGCAGCGACGGUGCUAAAGGUACCUCAGGACAACCAGGUAUACCAGGGCAGGAUGGUCGCCCAGGGCUACCAGGAACGCCAGGACUCUCCAUCAAGGGAGACAAGGGCAGCUCUGGAGAGAGGGGACCUCCAGGAGUUGGCAGCGGGGUGGCCAUAGCUGGCGAGAAGGGCUCCCCAGGUUCUCCAGGAGCUCCAGGAGUGCAAGGUCCUAGAGGGCUGUCUGGAUCACAGGGGACGAAAGGGGACAAGGGUGACAGUGCUGUUGGGCUGCCCGGACUACCAGGCAGGCCGGGCGAUCCUGGUGACAGGGGUCCUCGUGGGCCCCCAGGAGAAAUUGGCAGUAAGGGUGAUCGAGGCCAGUCGGGUGAGCCUGGAUCGCAGGGAGACCGGGGAGAAAGAGGACUUGUUGGUGAAACAGGAGAGAGAGGGGACCUAGGAAAGCAAGGAGCCCCAGGACCACCGGGGUUGAGGGGUUCCCCAGGGCCCAGUGGAGCGGCAGGAGAAAAGGGAAGUGAAGGUGCACGAGGCGAACCAGGGCGAAGUGUUCCCGGUCCCAUAGGAAAGAAAGGGGAACAGGGAGAGCCGGGGCUGCCUGGUUUUGAGGGGCCCAAAGGAACAAAGGGAGACCCAGGACAGAGAGGGGAGAAAGGAUCUCCGGGGUCAGGCUUGGGCACAAGUGGAGCUAAAGGAGAGCGAGGAGAGGCAGGAACUCCAGGUAUCAGCGGCAGGCCGGGUGCCAAGGGAAACCCGGGUGAACCGGGAGAGAGUGGAGAGGACGGGCGGCCGGGAAUCCCAGGGAAACUUGGUCUUCCUGGGAAACAGGGAGAACGAGGGGAGAAGGGGGAUGAAGGCACCCCUGGGGAAUCAGGACUUCCGGGGAAGCCCGGAGAACGAGGAGUGAGGGGACUCACUGGACAGUCAGGGCGGUCUGGAGAGAAGGGAGACGUCGGAGAGCCAGGGGAGCCAGGGCGAAAUGGCAGCCCUGGACUCACAGGGCCCAGAGGAGAGAAGGGACUACAGGGACUUCAAGGACCUCCAGGGCCACCAGGGAAACUGGCUGACAUUCAGGGCCAGUUGAAAGGCGAGAGAGGGGAGAAGGGCAACACAGGAAAUCCAGGCGCGAACGGCAGCAACGGUCAGAAAGGUGAAGCCGGAAAUCCUGGAGCUGUAGGCCCAAGAGGUCCUGAGGGACAACGUGGGCCUGCAGGCUCCAGAGGUGACAGUGGAGAAAGAGGAACGCCUGGAGAGAAGGGAGAAAGGGGAGCCUCCGGGUUGGAUGGUCGUCCUGGUCUGGAUGGUAAACCAGGUGUUGCCGGUCCACCUGGUCAGAGGGGUGAUCCUGGGAAAUCAGGCGACCCUGGAAGAGAUGGUUUGGCAGGACUUCGAGGUGAACAGGGUCUCCGAGGGACUGUAGGCGCUCCAGGUACUCCAGGGACACCCGGCAAAGCAGGAGAAGACGGCAAACCUGGGCUUCCUGGCAAAAUGGCUGAGGAUGGUUUGCCAGGAGAGGAUGGGCGAAAGGGUGAUAGAGGAGACGCCGGAGCUACUGGACGAGAUGGCCGUGACGGGCAAAAAGGAGAGCGGGGUCUCACUGGGCCUACAGGCCCUGCUGGCCCCUCGGGAUCUACUGGACUGCCUGGCAGCAUAGGUCCUCCUGGACAGGUUGUGUACGUCAAAGGAGUUGAAGCAGCACCGAUCCCAGGCCCCCAAGGCCCCCCAGGAACACCUGGUGUACCGGGGUUUCCUGGAGCUGUGGGUGCUCGGGGUGAGCGAGGUCCUCCUGGUCUAAAAGGUGAAACUGGGGACCCAGGAGAGGACGGAGCACCUGGCAAACCUGGAACUGCAGUGGAUGUACAGAGGGCACUGGCCAAUCUCGGAAUUCAGGUGUCUGACCUGAAGGCGGUUGUGGACGGCAAGAACACCGCCAUGACUUCUGAAAAAGGAGACAGAGGUGAAGCCGGUCUGAGAGGAGCAUCUGGUGCAGAUGGGUCACGUGGCUUUCCGGGGGACAGAGGGCCAAAGGGGGAACAAGGCGAGAGAGGUCUGAUAGGAACACCUGGGCCUCCAGGGAGAGCCAUUGGAGAGCUAGGGCCAGUGGGACCUCCAGGACCAGCGGGAGAGCCAGGAAAGCCAGGAAUUCCAGGUGUGCCGGGGCGAGCUGGAGAACUCGGAGAGGCUGGGAGACCAGGGGAGAAGGGUGACAGAGGAGAGAAGGGAGAUAGAGGUGAUACUGGUAAACUGGGGCUUACGGGGCUGCCUGGUCCAUCGGGUCAAAAGGGCGAAUCUGCUGACUCAGUACUAAUUGGUGCACCUGGCACCAGAGGCCCUCCUGGACUUGUAGGACCUAAAGGAGACUCUGGUGCUCCUGGGCCACCAGGAGCCAAAGGUGACCGGGGAUAUGAAGGACCCCGUGGUGAUAAAGGAGGCAGAGGCGAGUCUGGGGAGAAGGGACAUCAUGGCGCACAGGGAACAGCAGGAGAACCUGGUAAACCUGGUCAGGAUGGUAAACCGGGUCUAAUGGGGCUGGCUGGUCCUCGAGGCCUACCGGGAAACCCAGGAGAACCUGGCAUCAGGGGGUUAACUGGCUCCAUAGGUCCAAAUGGACUUCCUGGUCCACCAGGUGUGAAGGGUAGUCAAGGAGAACCAGGUGUUGGUGUUCAGGGUCCUCCUGGUGCCCAAGGCAGCACAGGACUGCCAGGAAACCCAGGUCCUCCAGGAGCCGUAGGUCCACAGGGGCCUCCAGGCUUGUCAGGGCAGGUGGGAGAAGCAGGAAAACCUGGGGUACCUGGAAGAGACGGAGUGUCUGGAAAAGAUGGAUUACCUGGAUUGCCAGGGAAGCAGGGCAUUGUUGGGCCUCCAGGUCAGCCAGGCUUUAAGGGAGAGCAGGGAGACAGUGGUCCACCAGGGAAGGCUAUGGCAGGACUUCCUGGUGUCAAAGGAGAGAAGGGUGUUCCAGGACAAACUUUGCCAGGAAUUCCAGGUGAGCGAGGCCUACCUGGUGAAAAGGGUGGCCGGGGAGACAGAGGUGUUGCUGGCAUCAGGGGCGAACGAGGCGAGGUUGGUGAAGCGGGAUCGACGGGAGAAAACGGGAAGCAAGGUCCACCUGGGCUAAAAGGAGAUAAGGGAGAAAGGGGCAUCGGAAUGUUAGGUCCUGCAGGUAACGUUGGACCGCAGGGUUUAAAGGGAGAUCAAGGUCUUCCUGGUCCAGCUGGUCUUCCGGGGCUGCAGGGGAAGUCCGGGCAUAGUGGGCCUCCUGGUCUGAGAGGAGAAAAUGGGGAACCAGGACGUCCUGGGCCACCGGGAGAGAGGGGUCUCCAAGGAUUUCUGGGCCGGGUGGGAAAUACCGGACCUCCUGGUCCUGUUGGACCUCCUGGACAAGCUGGUUCUUCUGCUGUAGACGGGGCCAAAGGAGACAAGGGUGAAAAUGGACUUGGCGUGACAGGGCCAAGAGGAGAGAGGGGAGAACCAGGAACCAGAGGUGAAGAAGGUCGCCCGGGCUUGGCUGGAGAGAGGGGGCUCACGGGUCCACCAGGGGUGCGUGGUGCUCACGGAGAGAAGGGAGAUAUUGGCCUGCAAGGGGACAAAGGAGAGAAGGGGGACACCAAGCUGAUUGGGGGACCUCCUGGAGAAAAGGGCAACAGAGGAGAACAAGGUGACAGAGGGCCCAAAGGUGUGCAAGGAGAAAAAGGAGCAAAGGGUCAAGAGGGACCACCAGGGGAGCAGGGGCUGAGGGGAGAGCCCGGGGAACGAGGAUCCACCGGAUUCCAUGGUGCUCGCGGUCCUGGUGGACAGAAGGGAGAAGCAGGUCAGGCCGGUGUGCCUGGUGAAGCGGGUUUGCCAGGAAAAGACGGACUGCUCGGGCGCAAAGGUGACAAAGGAGAGAUCGGCAUCGUCGGGAUGAGAGGAAUUAAGGGCGACCGGGGAUCCAAGGGGCUUUGUGGAGGCGAUGGACCCAAAGGAGAGAAGGGGGAUAAUGGAUUUCAUGGGCGACCAGGCCUACCAGGAAGAAAAGGAGAUCAGGGGGAUGUCGGCCCCUCUGGAGCCCCAGGGAUCCCAGGAAAAGAGGGCCUAGUCGGUCCCAAGGGGGACCGCGGCUUUGAUGGGAUCGAGGGCGCUAAAGGAACACAGGGCGACAAAGGCGAAAGGGGGACGCCCGGUGUCCCUGGCCCUCCUGGGUCUAGAGGGCCGGAUGGAGCACCUGGACUGACAGGCCCCCAGGGAACGGGUGGUGCGAAAGGCCCUGAAGGCCUCCAGGGACAGAAGGGAGAGAGAGGGCCUGCAGGUCCCGCCAUGGUGGGUCCACGUGGUGUUCCCGGGAUCCCAGGGGAACGUGGCGAGUCGGGGGAGAUGGGCCCAGAUGGAGCCAAGGGAGAAAGAGGAGAGCCAGGCAUGACGGAGACCGAGGUCAGAGAGUAUGUACGCACGGAGAUGAGUCAGCACUGUGAUUGUGCCCACUUGGCCACUCUUACCUCUUCCACAUGUGGAAACGCUUACUCCCUCCCUCUCUCCCUUCUGUCUGCCCUCCUGCGGUGGCUCCUUUCCUCCUCCGUGUCCUGUGUAGCUCUCUCAGCGUCAGGCCCUGUCACUCGCUCCCAGCCCAUGGCACCACAGCAACUCGCGGCCCUGAAGGCUGAGGGCCGCGAGCUGCGCGUGGUGAUGAACACCAACGACCCCGAUUACGAGCACAUCUACUCCAUCGAGAACUACGACGACCCCUUAGAUGAGCUGCUGUAUUUCCCUCCUGCUGACAAUCACACUGACGGGGAGGCUGACCGACAGGAGUUAGAGAAAAUGGUUAAGGUUGAAGCAAAAAAAACACCCAAUGUAUUGAGAGCUGGUGGGGAGAGAGGUGGCAAAGCUCCAGCUCUGAAACCACCCAAGCCCAGAACAGUCAGGUCUCUGAAAAAAGCCCAAGGCAAAGCUCCAGCAGAAGCGUGCCUCCUGCCAAUGGAGGAGGGCAGCUGCGUGCGUUUCACUUUGCGUUGGUACUUUAACAGCCACGUCCAGGCAUGCAGGCCCUUCAUCUACAGCGGCUGCGGAGGAAACGACAACCGCUUCCUCUACUUGGAGGAGUGUGAGGAGGUGUGCCUUGGCAAGGUUCAAGGGUCUCCCUUGCUGCAAACAGCCCGGUGAUGGUGACCAAGUCCUUCUCUGCACAGGAACGUCGGCCUCUCUAUAGCUUUUAAAUCAUUCUCUUGUUACAUAUCAACGGUAAAUAUUUGUUUUUCUUUAUUUAUUAUUAUUUCCCCACUGAACCACACUUGAUACUUUAGCAUUAUCCUUCUAAAUGCAUGCACAAAACAUCCCGACAUGGUGCUUAUUAAUUUAAAAGGCAACUGUGUUUAUUAACAAAGUAUUCAUACUGAAGAUAAGCUUAGUAUUGUUUGUAGAACUUUUUAUCGCUGUUUAGCAGUUCCAUGUCGGGCAGUGACUCCCAGCCACUGUGCUGCGGCACAUUAAUAUUCCUGUGGGAAAUUAUAAAAUCACUUAAUUGGCCCAAAAAUUCAUCUAUUCAUCUAUCAUCCACCGUAUAGUGACAGGCUGAACAAUUACAUGCUUGUCUACUAGAUAAUAAAAGGUGUGUCCACUUUUUUGCCUUUCAUACAAGAGAAUAAUAGCUCUUUGUUGAACUAAACAGGCCACAUUUCACACUUAGUAAGUACAUUUGUGAGUAAAAAGAGAUUAGAUUCUCAUUAUUUCGGCAUAUGUUCUUUCUAUGACAUGUUUUGUUUGGUAGUGUGCCAUGAGAAUUUUCAAAUGUAAACUAUGUGCCUUGACUCAAUGGUUGGGAAACACUGCUGAUGUAAAGUAAUAACAACAAGGAAUUUGUAUCUUAAAUUAUAAUACAAUAUUCCCUCAGGAAAUAACAGUAUUGUUACUAUUGAAUCCUUUUACAACUUCUGAACCCCAUGAAAUGGUUUAUUGUGGGGGGAAAAAAUUGUGACCAAAGGGUCUCAGCUUGAAUAUCCCAAACGAAAAUACCGCUCAACAGUCCAUCACUAUAUAAUCAUGUCUUCACAACCAAUGGUUACACUUGAAGAUGAAGGCAUUUUAUUUUUGUAUGUUUUUGUCAUUUGGGGAAAGUGUGUUUCUAUGCGUGGAUGCAUGUUUACUCACCAGAAAUUAAUUAUACAGAAAGUAAAAGUAUGUGGUUUUCCAUUUUGAAUAAACUUGAGUGUAAACAGUU